AUGCAGCCAACAAAAAAAGGUAUUCCAUUUGUGCUUGAUCCCGUCGGUAUGGGUACUACUGAACUUCGUACGCGAACCAUAGAACAACUUACAAACUCCUUUGAAUUGCAACUUAUCAAGGGCAACUCAGGUGAAAUUGGACGACUGCAUGGAGACCAUACGGUAGACGUGCGUGGUGUAGAUUCAAUAGCAGGAGUUACGGAUCCUGUUACGACUGUACGUGAUUUAGCGAUAAAAUUUAAUGGUCGCACAGUGGUAGCACUUAGUGGAAAGACCGACUACGUCAGUGACCGCCAACGCAUAGUUAGUGUGCCCAAUGGUAGUGAGCGUUUGUCGCUGCUAACCGGGAUGGGCUGUACAGUUACAGCACUUAUGGGAUGUUUUGUGGCGGUUACAAAAGAUUACUUUGUUGCAGUAAUUGAUGUUUUUGCUGUUAUGGGCGUCUGUGCUGAACCAGCUGACAAAAAAACACGCGGUCAGGGCCCAGCGAACUUUCAAGUCUGCUUUCUUCGAUCAGUUUGCCAAGCUGACUAGCGCUAAACUGGAGCAACAUACGAAUAUCACCGUUAUUCCAUGAGUGUAGUCUAGAUAUCAAUAAUUAUACUGUGAAACGCGUUAGAGUAGCUCAAAAACGUUUAUUAAUUGAGAAUUAAAGCAUCUGUUGUGAACUUGAAAGUUCUGAGUAGUUUUCUUAGAGUGGGGGUGUGGAUGAAGAAAAGACUGAUAUCAUCAGCCAUAUUUACCCGAAAAACCCACAAACGCACACAUGGCCUAUACUAGCAUCCCACAGACACACCCUAACUGGUUAGAGUGUGACUGUUCUUGUCGGUACACAUAUCCAUAUGACACUCCGAAUGGCUCGUAUGAAAUUCAUUGUUUUCCCUGUUAUUGGUUCCUAUAGCUCGAAAUGUUUUCGUCGGUAUUUAGAAAGAUGAAUCAAAGCCUUAAAUGUGUCUUCAGCAAGGGGGAAACGACUGCCUUUUGACUUUUUUGACUUAAUUGACUUUUCUGACUUUUUUGACUUUCAUGACUUGAGGGUGUGGGUGGGGUGUGGGUGUGUGUGUGGGUGUGGGUGUGGGUGUGGGUGGGUGGGUGUGGGUGUGGGUGUGGGG
Messenger RNA from Rotaria sp. Silwood1, 1112 nucleotides. NCBI's taxonomy places the organism in Eukaryota, Metazoa, Rotifera, Eurotatoria, Philodinida, Philodinidae. The record is from the annotation of a GenBank genome assembly.